GAAUGUGCCUUCGCGGCCGCCGUACUUGUUUUGGACUGGGAACUAGCUAGUAGUCGUGCUAACCACAAGCUAGGUGUAGCAAUGGCUGAAUAUUCUCACGUAAAAUCAACUAAACUGGUUUUGAAAGGUCUUAACAAAGGGAAAAAGAGAAAGAAUAAAGAUAAGAAGAAAAAAACGGGAGAUGAAGAAAAACCUGAUAUUGUUGGUGGUUGGUGGUCUGUCAGCAACUUUGGGGAUAUAACUGGAUCGGUUGCCAUAGAGAUGCACAAAAACUCAUACAUCCAUGCCCUGGAUAGUGGACUCUUUACAAUCGGUGCACCGCACAAAGACGAUGAAGGACCUGACCCUCCUGAACAGUUGACUGCCGUCAAGGUCUCAGACACAAGGAUAGCCUUGAAGUCUGGAUAUGGAAAGUACCUGGGUAUCACCUCGGAGGGUUUGGUGGUGGGCCGCUCUGAUGCCAUCGGCUCCAGGGAACAAUGGGAGGUGGUCUUUCAGGAGGGCAGAAUGGCUCUCCUGGCAGCAAAUAGCUGUUUCAUCUCCUACAGUGAGAGUGGGGACAUCGAAGCCAAGAGCAAGACAGCAGGGGAUGACGAGAUGGUGAAGAUCAGAUCAGGUGUGGAACAAGAGGUCAAACGUAAAGAUGACAUUGCAGAAGAGGACAGGGGCAACGUGAAGUCCUGCGAGCUCAGUUAUGUCAAGAAGUUUCAGAGUUUUCAAGAUCGGCGGCUCAGGGUUAAUGAAGGAGACUCCACCACGCUAAAGAGGGCCAGAACGGACGGGAAGUUUCACGAAGAAUUGCUCGACAGGAGAAGUCAAAUGAAAGCAGACAGGUACUGCAAGUGAAGACUUAACUUUGUAGAUUACCGCCAUGUCUUGGUGAAUGUCUUGAUUUUUAUAAAGUUGGCCAUUUGAUCUGAAAUUGAAUGUACUGCAGUUUUUUUUUUUUUUAAUAAAAUGACAUGGUCAAA
Cottoperca gobio is the source of this 971-nucleotide messenger RNA. RefSeq names its product FSHD region gene 1 (gene frg1). The transcript has 9 exons. The coding region runs from base 82 to 846 and encodes 254 amino acids. Gene Ontology annotation, molecular function: actin filament binding. The record is from RefSeq and is a predicted model, not a curated record. Gene Ontology annotation, cellular component: nucleolus; catalytic step 2 spliceosome; striated muscle dense body. Lineage: Eukaryota; Metazoa; Chordata; Actinopteri; Perciformes; Bovichtidae.